GGGUCUAAUGAGGAUGUAGGGCCAAUCAGCGGAGGUGUUGCUUUUGCGGCUCCACGUCGGCACCAGCUGCGGGGCAAGAUGGAGGCGCUGAUUUUGGAACCCUCCCUGUAUACUGUCAAAGCCAUCCUGAUUCUGGACAAUGAUGGAGAUCGACUUUUUGCCAAGUACUAUGACGACACCUACCCCAGUGUCAAGGAGCAGAAGGCCUUUGAGAAGAACAUUUUCAACAAGACCCAUCGGACUGACAGUGAAAUCGCCCUCUUGGAAGGCCUGACAGUGGUAUACAAAAGCAGUAUCGAUCUCUAUUUCUAUGUGAUUGGCAGCUCCUAUGAAAAUGAGCUGAUGCUCAUGGCUGUUCUGAAUUGCCUCUUUGACUCAUUGAGCCAGAUGCUGAGCUCCCAAGUGAACCCAGUACAGACAGCCAUCCGCCAUCCGGAGCAGAACAGCAGGCGCUCUCAGCCCCACAAAAUCAGCAGGGCGAAUGGCUCAGAUUUCCUCAGGAAGGGGAUGAUUUAUUUCUUAGCCAGGAAAAAUGUAGAAAAGCGAGCUCUGCUGGAGAACAUGGAGGGUCUCUUCUUGGCUGUGGAUGAAAUCGUAGAUGGAGGGGUGAUCCUAGAGAGUGAUCCCCAGCAAGUGGUACACCGGGUAGCAUUAAGGGGUGAAGAUGUUCCGCUUACGGAGCAGACCGUGUCUCAGGUGCUGCAGUCAGCCAAAGAGCAGAUCAAGUGGUCACUCCUUCGGUGAAGACCUCACUGUUCCUGGCUCCUCACCCCCUCAGAAAAUCCACAUAUCUGCUGUGACUUCUCAUCCAGUCCCCCAACUGAUGCUCUCAGGGUCAUCUCGGGGAUCACAAGGGAUCCUUAAGUCUCCAUCCUCUCUGUGGUUGCUCCCCCAAACCCCCACUUAUGCUUCCUAUUCUUUCACACUUUUUUUUUUUUUAACAGCCUGGGAGUAAAGCUCCCAUCAGAUUCAAACGCAGGGUAGUAGGGAAAGCACCCUCUUCCUUUCUACACCGAAUUGUGCUGUCAUGCUCUCCCACACCCCCCCCCCCCAUAUUUUCUUCUCAACUUCGGUGCCCUUUGCUGCAGCUACACUUCAGAUCAAAGCAGGAGAAAGAAUGUGCUGAGUGUUUUCCUCCCUUUGCCUUUACCAGGCCUUCAUCCCAACAGCCCAUAUGUUAGCAAGAGGAGGGAGGGAGACAGACAAUGUUUUUUCUAUAGAAUGAGUGGGGGUGGCAUAUUCCAGUCUCAGCCACAGGCCCACUCACUCACUGGCCUCAGCGUUUCCUCCCAUUCCUUCUUACUGCCCUGUCCUCCAGCCUUGGGAGAAAAGAUGGGGAACAGCUCGUGGGCAGGGGACAGAGUAGAAGAAGUAGGGAUUUAAAUGUUAUGGGAUAGGGCUUAUAAAAGUCUGUAUUUCAGUCACAGCUGCAUUCUUAACCCUGAUCCUGGCUUCUAGCUUCAGAACCGCUGUGGGUCUGUGAGUGUUCACUGUAGGACUGUCCAUCUCCUGGUCCCACUACCUGGACUCUGUCCACCUUCGCCACCCCUGGGAUCUUUGCCUGGCCUGUCCUCGCUGUGCCCUGGAGCAAAGCCGGUCCCUGAACUAAAACUCCCAUUUUCAUCCUGGGAAGAAGAGGUUUUGCUCAGAACUGGGGAGGGGGUGGGAUUUGUGACUUGGGCCUCUGGGCUCUGUCCCCUUCGCUCCCCCCACAUGCAUUUCACUCCUCUGCCCUGGGUCUGCAGUCUCUGUUGCUUAACCCCCUCUUCUCUCUGCCUCAGCCUUACAUCCAGGCAGUAGGUCUGCGCUCUCUCCCUCCCUGGGUCGCUGAGAGAGGUGCCCUUCUUCGGAAAACCUUUGGGAUUUGGAUUCCCCCAGGAAGAUGGGGACGGAGCACCCACUCUUGGGUCUAACCUUUCCCCCUGACCCAAAACUUCCCACAAAAAUGUCUCAAAAAACACCUUCCUGAGGCUUCACUCUGCCCCACCCACUAACUGCCAGUUCUCCAAGACUGAAGUGGGGUGAAUAACUGGGCAUAUCUGAGGGGACGUUUUUGGGGUCAGAGAUGUAUGGAGUCAGGAGAUAGCCACCCUCAUCUGCUGUGCGCAAAGAGGAAUAAAACAGAUUUUUUUCCAAA
This is a messenger RNA of Panthera uncia (snow leopard), 2137 nucleotides long. It is a transcript of the gene COPZ1, whose product is annotated as COPI coat complex subunit zeta 1. The coding region runs from base 79 to 744 and encodes 221 amino acids. The transcript is spliced from 10 exons. Lineage: Eukaryota; Metazoa; Chordata; Mammalia; Carnivora; Felidae. Gene Ontology annotation, cellular component: COPI vesicle coat. The record is from RefSeq and is a predicted model, not a curated record. Gene Ontology annotation, biological process: retrograde vesicle-mediated transport, Golgi to endoplasmic reticulum; intracellular protein transport; intra-Golgi vesicle-mediated transport.